Trichosurus vulpecula (common brushtail) is the source of this 4106-nucleotide messenger RNA. RefSeq names its product pleckstrin homology and RhoGEF domain containing G5 (gene PLEKHG5). Gene Ontology annotation, cellular component: plasma membrane; endocytic vesicle; axon. The record is from RefSeq and is a predicted model, not a curated record. The transcript is spliced from 22 exons. Gene Ontology annotation, biological process: Rho protein signal transduction; endothelial cell migration. NCBI's taxonomy places the organism in Eukaryota, Metazoa, Chordata, Mammalia, Diprotodontia, Phalangeridae. Bases 269 to 3496 code for a protein of 1075 amino acids. Gene Ontology annotation, molecular function: guanyl-nucleotide exchange factor activity.
ACAAAGACAGACCAGCUGAAGAAAGCAAGACCAGGGCUGAAUCUGAGAGGAGAUAUCCAUCAGCAUCCAGACUGCUCCCUGGCAAAGCCGGGCCAGACUGGUCCCAGGUGCCUGUGGUCAGACAAGUCUAGAAUAUUGGGGAACGGCGUUGUCCUGAUGCCAUCCUGACUGGAGGGCUUUUAACAGCAGGAUCGGCUGGCUGGCUGGCACCCCCAACCUAGGGGUUUCUCUGGCUAGUGAGCUUUCUCUCCAAACCCCAUACAAGAGCAUGAGUUCAGUUCUGACAAAAUAUGGGUCUCCACCACGCAGCUGGCUCAGCCUACGCUUGGGAACCAAUGACCGAGGCCUGACAGAGGAGAAAGGACUUCGAUGCCAGAAUCCAGAUUGUAUUGACAAGAGAAGGGCGUCCAAGGUAUGCCACCACGCGGACUGUCAGCAGCUCCACCGCCGUGGGCCCCUCAACCUGUGCGAGGUGUGUGACGGCAAGUUCCACAGCACCAUGCACUUUGACGGGCACAUCCGCUUCGACCUGCCCCCCCAAGGCUCUGUCCUGGCCCGGAACGUCUCCACAAGGUCAUGCCCGCCCCGAACCAGUCCAGCCUCAGACCUGGAAGAGGAAGAUGAAGGGUUAAUGGACAGCAAAGGAGAGCGGAAGGGUUCAGGUCUGAAGCUGGCCAAGAAGAAAGCUCGGAGGAGGCACACGGAUGACCCCAGCAAGGAGUGCUUCACCCUGAAAUUCGACCUGAAUGUGGACAUCGAGACAGAGAUUGUCCCUGCUAUGAAGAAGAAAUCUUUGGGGGAAGUGUUGCUGCCCGUGUUUGAGAGAAAAGGCAUUGAGCUCAGCAAAGUGGACAUCUACCUAGACCAGUCCAACACACCCCUCUCCCUCCAUUUUGAGGCCUACAGGUUUGGGGGGCACUACCUGAGGGUCAAAGCCAAACCUGGGGAUGAGAUGAAGGUGGAGCUGGCAGUGAAGGAUUUCAAAUCAUUGAGCUUACCCAUUCCUGGGCCUCCUGCCUCGGAUCGGGCUGACCAUCAGGCUCGACGGGAGAGCCUGGACAUCUUGGCCCCUGGCCGAAGGCGUAAGAACAUGACAGAGUUCCUAGGGGACACCAGCAUCCCUGUGCUAGAAGCCUCGGUGCCAUCUAGCAGCUCUUUGCCCAGCAAUGGCAUCGAUACUUGGAAGAACCGGGCAGCCAGUCGCUUCAGUGGCCUUUUCAGCUCUGGUCCUAGUGGGAGCUCCUUUGGCAGGGAGGUCGACAAGAUGGAGCAACUGGAAAGCAAGCUUCACUCCUACAGCCUGUUUGGACUGCCCAGGCUGCCCCAGCAACUCCGCUUUGACCACGACUCCUGGGAAGAGGAGGAGGAAGAGGAAGAUGCUGACCUCGUCCUGGAGGACAGCUGGCAGGAGCUCAUAGAUGGAGCAGAGAAGCUGACCAGGCGGCAGUGCCAUCAGCAGGAGGCGGUGUGGGAACUGUUACAUACAGAGGCUUCCUAUAUCAAAAAACUUAGAGUUAUCACUGAUCUCUUCAUGUGCUGCCUUUUGAACCUGCAAGAGUCAGGCCUACUGUGUGAGGUGGACGUUGAACGCUUAUUCAGCAAUAUCCAGGAGAUCAUUCAGCUGCACCAAGGGCUGUGGAGCAGCGUGAUGGCCCCCAUGCUUGACAAAACUCGAUGCAGCCGGGCCCUACUGCAGCCUGCAGACCUGCUCAAAGGCUUCAAAAUGUUUGGAUCCCUGUUCAAACCUUACAUCCGUUACUGCAUGGAAGAGGAGGGCUGCAUGGAAUACAUGAGGAGUCUGCUGAGGGACAGUGACCUAUUCAGGGUUUAUGUUACGUGGGCGGAGAAGCACCAGCAGUGCCAGAGGUUGAAGCUGAGCGAUAUGCUGGUGAAGCCUCAUCAGAGACUCACAAAAUAUCCCUUGCUGCUGAAGUCAGUGCUGAAGAAGACCGAUGACCCACCAACCAAGGAGGCCAUUGUCACCAUGAUUAGCUCAGUGGAACGGUUCAUCAAUCAUGUCAACUCUCGAAUGCGGCAGCGUCAGGAACAGCAGCGGCUGGCGGCCAUCAUCAGCCGCAUCGACUCCUAUGAGGUGGUGGAGAGUAGCACCGACGAGGUGGACAAGCUUUUGAAGGAGUUUCUUCGUCUCGAUCUGACAGCUCCCAUCCCUGGGACAUCCCCAGAUGACACUCGUCAGCUCCUGCUGGAGGGGAGCUUAAAGAUGAAGGAGGGAAAAGACAGCAAGAUGGAUGUCUACUGCUUCCUCUUCACCGACUUGUUUCUGGUUACCAAGCCUGUGAAGAAGGCAGAGAGGACCAAAGUCAUCCGGCAGCCCCUGAUGGUAGACAAGAUUGUGUGUCGGGAGCUCCGAGACCCCGGUUCCUUUCUCCUCAUCUAUCUGAAUGAAUUCCGAAGUGCUGUGGGCGCCUUCACCUUCCAGGCUAGUGGGCAGGCCCUCUGCCGAGGCUGGGUAGAAGCCAUCUAUAAUGCCCAGAACCUGCUGCAGAGGAUGAGGCUGCAGGAACACCAAGGCAGUCAUCAGCAGCAUCUGCAGAGCCUGGAGGAGGAGGAGGAUGAGGAGGAAGAAGAGGAGGAAGGAGAGAGCAGCACCUCAGGAGCUAGCUCCCCUACCAUCCUUCGAAAAAGCAACAACAGCCUGGAUUCCCAACGCUGCCCCUCAGAUGGCUCCACAGAGACUCUAGCCAUUGUGGUGGUAGAGCCUGGGGAAACGCCAUCGUCGCCUGACUUUGAGGGUGGCCCAUUCAGUUCCCGGUCGGAUGAGACCUCGAUCAGCACGACAGCUUCAUCCAUCACCCCGACGAGUGAGCUGCUGGGCCCUGAGCCCGAUGGACUGCUUUCCUCGGCACCAGCUGAGUGCCGAUCUUGCUCCAUCGAUUCUGCCUAUGGCACCCUCUCCCCGACCUCCCUAAAGGACUUUGUUGCCACCACAGAGCUGGCCCCUGUUCCUGCCCCCAGACCCCCAGACCCACCUGACCCCCCUGCUCCUGCCUUGCCACUCUCACCCCGCCUCAGACGUCGAACCCCUGUCCAGCUGCUUCCUUGGCCUCGCUUACUCAAAUCCAAAUCGGAGGCCAGCUUGCUGCAGCUGCUCUCAGGGGCUUCUGGUCAGGACUCCCCAGCACCCCCUAGUCGGAGCCUGUCUGAGCUUUGCCUAACUACUACUCCACUCCCUCCCAAUGGCUUCCUCAGGACUCAGGUGGGGCUAUGCCAACCACCUCAGGAAGCCUGUGCCAGCUGGGACUGUAGGGAGGCCAGCCCAUGCAGUGCCUUGGAGCUUUCAGAGGUGGAAGAUGGGGGGUGCUCUCCUGGACGGGAAGCUGAGUGUCCUAUCUCAAGGGAGUGUGAAAAGCCAGUCACUAAAACCACCUUGAGGGCCCAGCCCUCAGGCCAGCACAGGAAGCUGACCCUGGCCCAGCUGUACCGAAUUAGAACCACGCUUCUCUUAAACUCUACGCUGACAGCAUCAGAAGUCUGAGCAGCAGGAGGACCCCAGGGUGCCAUGGAUGGAUGGAUGGAUGGUCACACAGACAGACAGAUGGCCUGGUUCUGACUGAUGUGCUCCCAAUCCCCUCAGUGUGAGACCAGGACACCAGAGUCCCCAGGGAACAGAUGGAGGGCUGAAAACCAGGAACCAAAUUGCACUUUGUUGAAUAUGCCUGGGCCGAGAGACAGGGAAGGCCCUGGGGAGGCUCCCCAAAUCCACCCUCUGAGCCCUUAGCUGCUCCCGCUCACAGCUCACACAUACACUGCUGCUUCUCCAGACCCCACCUUGGAGGGUCCAACCCCAGGAAUCCCCAUCCUCAACACAAAACUGCCCCCUCCCCCCAGGCUGAAUUAUGACACCUUUCCCUUAAGCCACUGGGCUCUCUCUCCACCAUCCCCUCAGCUGGCCUCUUUCCUUUCUUGUCUCCAAUUAGCUAGACCCAGGAAAUGCCCUCGACCCCAUCCUACUCUCUGAGUCAGGCCCAUAUUGGGGUUGGGGCCAAGGGAUAGCCGCCCCACUCCCCCCAUCCCCUUGUGUAUAAAGGUUCAUAUUUAUUGAGCUUUGGGUUUCUUUUAUAAAGACUUGUGUAUAUUCUCCUGUG